AUGUCAAAACUUCCUGAAGAUGGCAAUGUUUUUGAUCAAGUAACUCUUGUAAUUAAUGUAGACAGUGAAGAAGCAGUAGAAGAUGAACCAACAGAAAUUGAUGAUGAAGAAGUUGUCAAUACUAUUAUUGAGACAUGUAUCCCUUCUAUUUCACCACCAACUUCUACAGAUAAAGCUGAAUGUAUUUUAAAGUGGCCAACAAUUGGCAAGGACGCCAUUAAUGAAUUUAAAACUCCAGGGUACAUUGCUAUGGCUUUCCCAACUCUGUUUCCUUUUGGUAAAGCAGAUUUAAGGAACCCAAGAGAGCAUAACAUUACACCCAAACAAUAUUUCAAGCAUUUAAUGAAUUACCAAGAUGGACGGUUUGCAAAACAUCCUCGUUUCAAAUAUUUUGCUCGCAAUUCUGAAAUGCGAUGGAAUGCAUUGAAAUUCGGAGGUGUAUUUGUUAAGAAAAAUUCUGAGUUUCAAGACAUGGAUAUGGAUCAAUUACAAGAAAAAUUACAACAAAACCCUGCCUUGCUGAAGAAAAUUUUAUUUUAUAACUCUAGUUUACGUGGUACACGACUAUAUUGGUAUGCUAGGGGCCAAGAAUUGCUUACUAUGAUAGAGCAGCUUGGUUUACCAACGCUUUUCUUCACACUUUCUGCCGCUGACUUACAUUGGCCAGAAUUAUUUCUUAACAUAGCUCCUGAUGAAGACUUAAGUACAAUGACUGAAUCAAGACGCAGAAAACUCAUUGAAGAGAACCCUUUAAGAGUGGAUGCCUUGUUCUUAAGACGUGGAGAAAACUUUAUUAAUCAGGUUUUAAAGGAAAAAUAUGAUAGGUUCACCUCAUAUUCACGGUGUUUUAUGGUUAAAAAUGCUCCCAAGUUUGAAGAUCUGACCAAGGAAACACCUCAACGUAGACAAGAAAUAGCCGAUUACUUUGACAAAUUCAUAUCUACCACUCAUCCUGAUAUACAUUGCCCUAAAGGACCAAUUUACCCCUGUCGCAAGCGCUUAUCCGAAGUUGUUGACCUCGAAAAAGAUUUAGCAGAAUUACUAAAUCGAGUACAAAGGCACACCGAACACAGAGAUGGGUACUGUAUGAGGACUAAUAAGAAGACAAAGAAGAAAGAGUGCAGAUUCAAAUUUCCUAAAGAACUGGCAGAUAAAACUGAAAUAAGAUAUACAGAAGAUAAUGAUCUGGAACUAAUUACAGCUAGAAAUGAUCCAUGUCUCAACAAGAACAAUCGAUAUUUCAUUCAAACAUGGCGAGCUAAUAUUGAUGUUUCUCCUGUUCUGUCAAAACAAGUUAAGUCAAAGGAAUUGACAGAAAUUCUUCAAAUAAUUAUGAAUAGAAAUAAUUCUGACAAGACUGUCAAAUCUAUAAUUCAGCAGUUUUACAUUCAGUCAUGUUGUGAACGUGACAUAUCUGCACAAGAAACAUGCCAUUUGUUGAUGGGGCUUGAAUUGACAUCAAACGAUGGAAGACAAUUUGUUUCUAUCAAUUUUAGAGUGCUGGACUCAGAUGGAUGGGGAAGAAAACGGUCUCCAGGAAAAGAAGCUUUUGUACAACUUUAUCCAAAGCUUAACAAAAGUACACUAAACAGUGACCCAGAGGCCUACUACAGACAAAUAGUUCUUCUUUUUGUGCCGUGGAGAUAUGAAGAUUCAUUUAUGCAACAGUAUAAUUCCUGGGAAGAGGCAUACAAAGCCAAUGAACCAUUAAUUAUUGACAGUUUCAAACCUGCAUGUGAUCUUGAUGGAAAACAACCCGAUGAACCUGAAUUUGAGGAUUUGGAUGAUGGAGGCACAAUUACAACAGAACAAUGGAUGUGUGUUUCCAGGAUGGGUCCAUCGAAUUCUGCAGAAAAAUUGAGCUAG
Frankliniella occidentalis (western flower thrips) is the source of this 1866-nucleotide messenger RNA. RefSeq lists its product as uncharacterized. Lineage: Eukaryota; Metazoa; Arthropoda; Insecta; Thysanoptera; Thripidae. The transcript has 5 exons. The coding region runs from base 1 to 1866 and encodes 621 amino acids. The record is from RefSeq and is a predicted model, not a curated record.